This is a messenger RNA of Durusdinium trenchii, 336 nucleotides long. Lineage: Eukaryota; Dinophyceae; Suessiales; Symbiodiniaceae. The record is from the annotation of a GenBank genome assembly.
AUGAACUUCCAGGCAUGGAUCAGAGUCGCUGGCUCCAAAAGCGCCUGUCUUAGACAGCCGCUUCGAACUUCUCGCGAGGCCUGGCGGCCUUGUGCGACGCAAAAGGGACGUCGAAAGCUGGAGUUCCAGAAGACUCCGCGAAGGCCAUCUGCGACAGGCGAUGCUGAAGCAGUGACCAGAGCGCAGGAGAUGGGGCUGCCGAUGAGGCCGGGCGUGUGCGAUUGGCUGUGCGCCCAAGCUGAAAGGACCACCUCCAAUAGAUGGAGCCCCCAUCUGGCUGUGAUGAACUGGCACCAGGAAGAAACAUGCUCGUGGCGUCGAGAUGAAGCCAGUUGA